Messenger RNA from Fonsecaea erecta, 1269 nucleotides. RefSeq lists its product as hypothetical. The record is from RefSeq and is a predicted model, not a curated record. The transcript is spliced from 2 exons. The coding region runs from base 1 to 1269 and encodes 422 amino acids. Lineage: Eukaryota; Fungi; Ascomycota; Eurotiomycetes; Chaetothyriales; Herpotrichiellaceae.
AUGUCGAAACACAAUGUCAUCCGUUGUCUUGUAGACGACACGGCUCUGACCAGGAACCUGGAGGAGAUCGAGAACUGGGUCUCGCAGGGCCUCAUUAUUCUUGUCGUGCCCUUGUACACGCUCUCUCGCCUGAAUGUCUUGAAGAAGGAUUCUUCACAGAUCGGCAUCAGCGCGCGUAAAGCAGUGAAAUUCCUGGACCGCAGCACUUCGUCUCGCGGCGAUUUACGACAUGACCCAGUCAUCCUCCAAGGUCCCGACGACCAAUACCCCACGUGGGCUGAGGUGGAGGCACACUACACAAAUGAAAGUAUGAAGACUGCUGGGAUGAACGAAGCAGAUGAGUCGAUCCCACUCAUGGACAACAAACUCGAGAAGGACGCAGAAAUUCCCUUCAAGGUCGGCGCAGGCGGCGUCGCAGGGCCGUUGUCGCAAAUCCUCUUGGACAAACUCAACUUUGCGAAAGAACCAGCGACCAUGUCGCCCGGCUCGACACCGCCGUUGUCGCCCUCUUCUUCUGGGCCACAGAGCUCCAAGACCAGCCCUGAGGUCAAGUCUGCCACCAUCAUCAGCCACGAUCAGACACCCGUUCCACCAUCGCUCAAGUCUCUUCUCAACCCGGUGGUGUGGUAUGUGCACGAGAAGAAGGCUCCCGCGGAUGAGGGUCUUAUCUUCCUCACCAAUUCCGCCGACACCAUGCACCUCGCGCGGGACUUUGGGAUCCCCACCAAGAAUAUCCACCAACUGAGGAGUGCUCUUGGCUUGGGAGAAAACGAACCUCCGGCGCAAGAGAAUACCAAGAAGGACAAGGCGAAAAGAGCGUCCAAUGCGGAGCCGAAGACUCUUUUCAGCUACGACGACGUCGAGAGCGACGAGGAAGAGGUCGUCUUCAAGCCACGAGGGCGAGGCCCGGCACGCGGACCGCAGUCGUCGCGAGGUGGCGGCGCAGGGAGCGUCCGCAUUCGAGCAGGAAAUACGCGAUCCCCACGAACGUCCUUCAGCACUCCUGCGCAGUCGGUGCAGAACAAGCCACAAAUUCCGGUCGAGGAGAUUGACCCUGAUUCGUUCGACCGUGGCAGCUUCGCACGGGGGAGCACGCCACUCGUCAAUACGAGCACCCACAUACCACAUCAAUUCAACAGUGGCCGUGGAGCCUACCGUGGAAAUCACAGUCGUGGGGGGGGACGUGGAUCGAACCUCAACCGUGGUGGCUACAUCAAUGGAUUCGAACGUGGAUCGGCCCGCGGCAGAGGUCGGUUGUUCGUCCCUUAG